GGCGCUCAUUCUCAACAUGGAGUGGAGCGAAGGCGCCAAAGGAACAGCUCAGCAACCCUCACUCAACAAGCAAAUAGAUGGGCUGCUAACAUGUGGCCCAAUAUUGUUGUCUGAUGUUUUAAAUGGAUCUUUUCAACACCGUCACUCAAACCAUUGAUCAAGUCUUGACUUGCGACUGGUACGAUUCGUUCAAGGUAUUCAAGAUGGAUGGCAACCAGGGCCAAGAUAAAACUAUGGAUACAGUUCCGGGAGGCGAGACCCCCCAAUAUGAGUCCAUCAAGACCGAGACUGUUCCCACCUCGAAGCAAAGAGGUCAAUUGGGCGGCGGCCCCAAUAUCUCAGAAAGCCUCUUCGUGUCCGAAGAUCGGGGGAGGCAGACAGCUGACAACAUAAGAUAUGGUCAGAAUAUCUUAGAGUCCGGAAUGGGUGGCAAGACAGCGGCGCAGGACGGCCAAGCCGGCCAGGAAGGUGGCUAUGGAGGAACACAAGAUCAGGCCGAGGGACAGAAGGACACCAGGCCGCAGCAAAGAUACGGGGGAGGAAGUGGGAUCGGGGCAUAGAGGUCGAGAGUUUUCGAGUGUGUCCCUGGAUAUCUCCUCGUCCGAUGGCUCAGGGUGAAACGUGAACAGUCGUCGGCGGAGGAUCUAAUUCAGUCGCGAUCGUCUGAGGCGGCACUUCCAUCGCAGAGGAUAUGAUGGGUUGUGGGCUUUUCUUGUCCUUGGGUUCCACCUCUCUUCGGGCCUCUUUGAGCUUCUCCAGCGUCACUCCAUUGCCAAGUUUUGUGAUGCCAACCAUUGGCGGGUCUCCCUUCUUGACAAACUCCCAUAACCCAGGUAGUUUGUUUCCUGCCAAUCUAAAAGCAUCUCUUA
Cladophialophora immunda is the source of this 869-nucleotide messenger RNA. RefSeq lists its product as uncharacterized. NCBI's taxonomy places the organism in Eukaryota, Fungi, Ascomycota, Eurotiomycetes, Chaetothyriales, Herpotrichiellaceae. The transcript has 3 exons. The record is from RefSeq and is a predicted model, not a curated record. The coding region runs from base 123 to 560 and encodes 145 amino acids.